AUGAGGAAAUUUCUCCUCUUCGGAAUAGCGCGUGUUGAUCUUUGGCCAGGCACCGGGCUCCGUGCGCGGCCGCCAGUGGCCAAUAGCAGGCAACGCGCAAAAUGUUCUAUUUACACGUGGGCCACCGGUGGCAGAGCCGGGCGAGGUAGCGGCGGCGGGUGGGGGCGGGUGGGGGCGCAACGUCGCGAUGGGCGCCCAAUGAUGCCGCGCCGCAGACGCCGCCUCGCCUCCCGCCUCAGGAACUACCUGAGGGGCCUCUUGGCGUUCCUCUUCAGCAACGUCGGGGUCAUUGUCCUCGUCGUCGCUUACACAGUCGCCGGUGCCUUCAUGUUCCAAGCCAUUGAGGGAGCGAGCGAGAUAGAACGCGUGAACAAUAUGACGUUAGAAAGGAACAACACUGCCCAGUACCUCUGGCAGAAUGUCACUCUAGCGCUUAAUUUGUUCAAUGAAACAGCGUUGAAGCACAGGAUAAGCAUCGAGCUGAAUAAGUACCAGGGCAAGGUGGUGGCGGCUGUGCGCAAAGGCUGGGACGGCGGCAGGUCUUCGCGCCAGUGGAGUUUCUCCUCUGCAUUUCUUUAUUCGCUCACCGUUAUAACUACUAUAGGUUACGGUCACUUGAGCCCCCGGACUAGUUGGGGAAAGGUCAUGACCAUAUUCUACGCAUUACUCGGGAUGCCGCUCUUCCUAUUGUACGUCACCAAUGUCGGGCAGCUGUUGGCGCGUUGGUUCAAGUGCGUGUACGCCCUGGCCUGCCUCUGCCGCGGGUGCGCGCGAGUGCCGCGCCCCCUGCCGCGACACCAGCGCCCCUAUUACCCCACCAUCCGUACCACCCGCGCACUUCGGCAGCUGUUGGAACAAACGUUGGUUUCAAGCGAAAUUAUAGAUCAAUCGCUUAUUCCAAUUCUCAUUGGUUUGAUAUUAAAGAUGGAGAUAAGUGAAGCGGAGAGCAUCGAACGCCUGCCAUCUGAGCAGCCGCCGUACCACCUCAGGCGCCCGGAGUACAGUUCAUCGAGCGAGCUAAGUUACGUGUCGUACGACAUGCAAACCGUGUCCGUGCCCGUGAGCGUCUGCGUGGCCGUCAUGGUGGGGUACAUCAUGUUCGGCUCCAUGAUCUUCGGCCUCUGGGAGAAGUGGGACAAGCUUGACGGUGCCUACUUUUGCUUCAUAUCGCUCAGCAGCAUUGGUUUCGGUGACUUCGUCCCAGGGGAGCGGAUAUACACGGCGCGCAUCGAGACCUCCUUCAUCGUGUGCUCUAUGUACCUCACCUUGGGGAUGGCGCUGGUCGCCAUGUGCUUUAACCUUAUGCAGGAGCAAGUGAUACAUUACUUCGCGGGAUUGAAGCGAGCCUUGAAGCGUAUCUGUCGCUGCAAAAGG
Iphiclides podalirius (scarce swallowtail) is the source of this 1374-nucleotide messenger RNA. NCBI's taxonomy places the organism in Eukaryota, Metazoa, Arthropoda, Insecta, Lepidoptera, Papilionidae. The record is from the annotation of a GenBank genome assembly.